Nannospalax galili (Upper Galilee mountains blind mole rat) is the source of this 4594-nucleotide messenger RNA. RefSeq names its product zinc finger CCCH-type containing 6 (gene Zc3h6). Gene Ontology annotation, molecular function: metal ion binding; RNA binding. Gene Ontology annotation, biological process: negative regulation of DNA-templated transcription. The coding region runs from base 617 to 4132 and encodes 1171 amino acids. The record is from RefSeq and is a predicted model, not a curated record. The transcript is spliced from 14 exons. Gene Ontology annotation, cellular component: nucleus. NCBI's taxonomy places the organism in Eukaryota, Metazoa, Chordata, Mammalia, Rodentia, Spalacidae.
UCCCGGGCUGGGUGUUGCGGCAGGCGCCAUCUUCUCGCGCUCUCUGGCUCGGGUGUCGCCAUGUUGGUGAGGAGCCAUCGCCGUUACGGCCACUGUGCAAACCCCCGCGUCGCUACUCGGCGCCGCCCGCUCGCUCCCACGCCUCAGCCUCCGACGGCGAAUAGAGACUAGAGCGGCAGCGCGAGCCGUGCGCGGUGUGUGCCGUCAGAGCCGCAUCUCUGGCGUGCUUGUUAAUAGACUGGAAAGUCUGUGUGUGUCGCUCACUAGUAACCGUGAGUUUUUACCACGUCGUCACCGUCGGCGGCGGCCGGGAGCAGGUGCCCGCAGGCGGCGCAGGGGUCCCCUCGCGCCCCGCCGCCGCCGGCCUGCAGACCUGCCCUCCACCCCGCCCCGUUCUUGACCAAACAUGACAGACUCUGAACAUGCAGGGCACGACAGAGAAGUUUAACUGAGGAAGAAAGACCCACCCCAAGUAUGGAUAGUGCCAUCUCAUAUGCUUGGGGCUCAGGUGAAUAAAAGAGAAGACAGAAAAUUCAGACAAGCACUGGCAUUCCUGUUUCUCUGCUUCCUGGUUGGCACCACAGGCUAAGCUGCUCCUGCCCUGUCCGUUGACACCAUGAUGGACUACAUUCCUCUGAACCCUGAGCCACGAGAAGAUGGUGAAUUAGAAGAUGGUGAAAUAGAUGAUGCAGGAUUUGAAGAAACUCAACCAGAUCAGGAAUCAAAAGAGAAUGAAAAGCAGAAAAGUGAAAAAGCCUACAAAAAAUCAAGAAAAAAACACAAGAAAGAAAGAGAAAAGAAAAAAUCCAAAAGGAGAAAGCAUGAGAAGCACAAACAUAACUCUCCAUCUGGUGAAGAUAAUUCAGACCACAGCCUUGAUUCAGAUGUCGAACAUACAGAAAGUUCCUAUAAAAGAAGAACUAGUUUCUACAGGGAUUAUGACAUUCCAUUUUCUCAGCAUGGACAUUUGUCAGGAAGCUAUCUGACGUCAAAGAAGAGUCAACAUCACAAAAAAUUUAAAAGUAAAGACUAUGAUGAGUACAGUACCUACAGUGAUGACAACUUUGGAAACUACAGCCAGGAAACAGAUGAAGACUUUUCCAGUCAGCUGAAGCACUACAGACAAUCUAAAGAGUCCUCAACUGGUAAUUCAUCAUUUUCUAAAGAAUCAGGGAAAAAACAGAGAAGUCAGCAGGGUACUGAAUAUCGGGUUAAAAGUUUUACUAUUAGUCGUGGACGUGGUUUCCUGAAGAAAAUCAAACGAAAAGACCAUCGUGGGGCAAGAAUCAAAGAGCCUGAUGUCUUUUCAGGAAUGGAUGACUUUCCAGAGUACAGUAAACCAGGAAAAAAGUGGAAAGUUAUGACUCAGGAGUUUAUUAACCAACACACAGUGGAACACAAAGGAAAACAAAUCUGUAAAUACUUCCUGGAAGGGAGGUGUAUUAAGGGAGAUCAUUGUAAAUUUGAUCAUGAUGCAGAGUUGGAGAAGAAAAAGGAGAUCUGCAAAUUUUAUUUACAGGGAUAUUGUACCAAAGGAGAGCACUGCAUUUAUAUGCAUAAUGAAUUUCCAUGUAAGUUCUAUCAUAGUGGAGCAAAGUGUUAUCAAGGAGACAACUGUAAAUUUUCCCACGAUGAUCUGACUAAAGAAACAAAAAAACUUCUUGACAAAGUGUUGAAUGCUGAUGAAGAACUUACAAAUGAAGAUGAAAGAGAAGUGGAAGAGCUUAGAAAGCAUGGCAUAGCUCCCCUCCCCAAGCCACCUCCAGGAGUCGGGCUUCUGCCAACCCCAUCAGAGCAUUUUCCCUGUUCUGAUCCUGAAGAUGAUUUUGAGACUGAUCUCUCUGAUGAUUUCAAGAAAAUUCCAUCUCUUUUUGAAAUAGUUGUAAAACCUACUGUGGAUUUAGCACAUAAAAUUGGGAAGAAAUCACCAGCAUUUUAUGACAGUGCCUCACCACCAGGACCACAGUUUCAGGAAAACAAUCCAUGUCCACAACAUGUAUACAGUUCUGAGUCAAGUCCAGUUCCUGGACCUAAUGUGUCUCAGGGAUGUGAUAGUCCGGCGAGGCACUCAGGCUCCCCUGGACAUAACCCAUGUGCAGGAACUUCUGGUCUGCCAAUGCAACACAGCCCACCUUUGCCACCUGGUCCACUGGAAAUUGUAAGCCCUCACAGUCAAGCAGGAGGACUUGUUCAGCCAGAUACACCACUGAGUAUGGGUGGAGCUUAUCAUUCCCCAGGCUAUCCAGGACAUGUGAUGAAAGUUCCUAGAGAGAGUCACUGCUCUCCAGGUUCAUCCUACCAGCAAAUGCCUGGUGAAGUGCAGCUCAAUACCAGCUAUGAGUCCCUGCAAAACCCAGCUGACUUUUAUGAUGAAUUCUACUUACAGCAAGCUGUUCAGAAUUUUCAGCCAUCGAGUAAUUGUGGAGAUGAGGUAUGGCAUGAAGAGUUUGCACAGCAGCCGCCUCCCAUUGUUCAGGACUCACCUGGCCUUGGGAGCGGGCCAGAUACCAGCAGCAUGAUCGGCCACUGCCCUCUGCCUGCUACAGGCCUCCUUCCUGCAGUGCAGAGAGCUCUUUUUGCUCGACUGACUCAGAGAUACCAAGAGAACGAAGAACCAGCUGGCUUGCAGCCCCAUAGAACACCUAGCAAAGAAGAAGAUGAUGCAGUUAACUGGUAUUCCAGUAGUGAAGAGGAAGAAGGAAGUAGUGUCAGGUCAAUACUGAAAACGUUACAGAAACAAACAGGGACUUUAAGGAAUCAGCAGCAACCUCCCACAGAGCUCAGCAUUCCUACAGAUCCAAGACUUGCUAAAGAGAAGAGCAAAGGAAAUCAAGUGGUUGACCCAAGACUUCGAACUAUCCCAAGGCAAGACAUUAGAAAGUCUUCUGAGUCUGUCCCAAUGGAUCUUAGACUUGUGUGGGAUCCCAGGAAAUCAAGAGGGAAUGGAAGUGGUCAUGGAGGCUCUUCAGCUGGUGGGGUAAAGUUUGGUUUACAUCAUGCAAAUGCUGGUGCAAAUCUCAAACACAAAAGAGAUGAUGAUGAUGAAGAUACAGAAAGAGAACUGAGAGAAAAAGCUUUCUUAAUACCUUUGGAUUCUUUACCUGGUGUAGUGCUCCAGGAUCCAAGGUCACAAUUAAGACAGUUUAGUCACAUUAAAAUGGACAUUAUACUAACUAAACCUAACUUUGCAAAACACAUUGUGUGGGCACCAGAAGACUUACUUCCAGUACCUUUACCUAAGCCUGAUCCAGUAUCUUCAAUCAAUUUACCUCUGCCCCCUCUUAUAGCUGACCAGAGGCUCAAUAGGUUAUGGAAUACAAAAAGUGAUCAUCAGAGUACCCUGUCUCUUGAUACAAAAUUAGCAGUCAAAGCCAAAAUAAAUCCAACAAACAGAGAUGGGUAUUUAGAACAAUUUGGAGAGUUACAUAGUUCAGGAGGUAAAUUAGGAGAUCCUAGGCUGCAAAAGAAUUUUGACCCCCGGCUUCAUAGAGUACCCAGUACAGAGUCUAAUCAGGUAGGAAUGAAAGAGUCACAUACAUCAAAGACUGUCCCUCAUUUAGCCAGAUGCAAUCCUCCUUCGUCACAUCCCUCAACGGCAGUCCCUAGCAAUGCUGAUCCUGGGACUCUGCCCCCAUAUGUCCCUAAACUCUCUUCUUCAGCUGGCCUUCCACUGGGAACUCCAAGUUCAGUUCUCAGUGGCAUUAGUUUGUAUGAUCCUAGGGAGAAAGGUUCAUUGUCGGCAUCAGAACUAGCAACUGUUUCUUUAGGAGAAAAUGCAGAGAACCAGAAAAAAAGUGGUUUAAAAAAUAGCGAGAAAAAUGAAGCUUCUCCUGGAGAAGUAAUCCUACCACAGAAAACCGCUCCAAACACUGAAGUCCCUGUCGAUAUGCCAGCUGACACGCAGGCAGAUGUUCUCAGGACUUCCAGUAAGGUUCCAGUCCCAGCAGUGCACAGUCUUCCUGUUCAGGGCUUAACAGGCUUAAUCAGACCUCCGUACAGUGAUCCAAGACAGGCUAGGCAGCCGGGACAGGAGAGCCCAACCCCAGAUGAUGACCCCAGUGAAGAAACAGAUGACAAAUCUCUGAAAGAGGUUUUUAAAACUUUUGAUCCAACCGCUUCCCCAUUUUGUUAGCUGUUGUGAGUUCCGCAGUUCUCACCCUUGUGAGACAGCAGUGUUUCUGCUUUGUAACGGGUUUACCUCCAUAGCUUAUUUAUUUUUAAAUUAUAAACAUUUUUCAGCUGCUAGUAUCAGAACUACACGAAAUUAUGCCCUCUAAAGCCUGUGGUAUUUUAUAUAAUAUUUUUAUAACUUUAAAGGACCGUAGUAUAGAAAUCCAUAUCAUGUUAGCCUCAGUAAAGUACUUUUAUUGUAAAUAAACUAUUAUGAACUCAGCACUCUGCCUGAAUAUAUGCCAGUUGUCUUUCAUAAUCAAUGUUUAGAUGAUUACCACUUUUAUAUGGUUGUUUAGUUUCAAGCAAUAUGAUAUAUAUAUAACUUUUGAGAAUCAGUAUUUUAACUAGGACCCUCUCUAUUUGUUAGCACAGAACUGAUUAGCCUGAAACACCAACUAAAAUAAAGUGAAAUUUUAAAACA